Molecule: messenger RNA, 1083 nt
Organism: Helianthus annuus (common sunflower)
Lineage: Eukaryota; Viridiplantae; Streptophyta; Magnoliopsida; Asterales; Asteraceae
Product: soluble scavenger receptor cysteine-rich domain-containing protein SSC5D-like
Exons: 2
Coding region: 1-1083 (360 amino acids)
Source: RefSeq, a predicted model, not a curated record
AUGUCUUCGUCUGAGAGUGGACUAUCUGGUACUGUCGACCCCAUGGCCAUUGUUUCGGAUGACGAGAUCGUCCCAGAGCCAGAGAUUUAUACCUCCGACACUGAGAGUGACCUGGAGAUGAUGUCAGAUGACGAUGACGAUUUCCAGCCUUUUGCAUUACCCGACUUUGGCGACGAUGUACCGCAUGCUGAUGGUUUACCCGACGAGGAUCCCUUUCUUAUUCCUAUUCCUGACCAGGACCAUCUCAUCCUCGGACAUCCCGAUGGUGAGCACGUCGUGGUUCCGAUCCUCGCCCCUUUGCCUCUUGCUGCCUUUCCUCUCGAGGAUUUGCCUUUUGAUGACUUGUCUGAUGAUGAUGUCGAUCAUUUCAUUGAUGAUUCUUUCGAGUCUGAGUCAUCCACCACUUUGCAUGCAUUGGGAUUGCAGCGUUACCCCACUGAUUCUGAUACUGACACGGCCCUGUCUGUCGCACCUGUUCCUCCACACGACUUUGAUCAUGACGUUGAGCCUGGACAUGAGAUUGACUUUGUUCCCGACGAUCAGCCUAUUGAUGCACCCGCUGAUCCCGAGCAUGUACCUGCUCCUGAGCCUAUACUUGCUCCUGAGCCGAUACCAGCACCCGAGCCUUUGCCUAAUUUUGAUCUUGUACCAUUUAGCAUACCUGAUGUUGCACCACUUAUACCAGACCCGAUCCCUACACCCGCUGACCCUGCUGCUUUUGCUGACUGGAUAGAUCCCCGUUACGCUUCCACCAGCAAUGGGUGGAUAGGGGAUGAUGAUGAUAUGCCCACUUUUGUUGAGCCAGUUACUCCCCCUCAUACACAUGCACCUAGUGAUGUUGCCCCAUUUCACCCGAUUGUGUCUGAUGUACACCGUACCGACCUGCCUAUCACAUUCUUGCAGGACAUUCCUCCACCCCGUCCAGGGGAAGGCCCGUCUAGCCAGCAGUCUGGCCAUGUUCCACACGUGUCAGCAGCUUUUCCUCACAUGCCUCAGUAUACACCUACUGCUCAUUUUACUUCUGCACCGCCAGGCGAGCCACUCAUAUGGUUUCCGUCGAACACUAUGCCAAUUUCUAAUUGA